AUGAGAGGACCCUUGGGGCCAGUUAUAGGAAGGUACCCAUCAAGUGAUGGAAGUACCCAAAUUGGUGGAAUUAUUCGACACAAUAGGAAAUGCAGAGAUGUUGCUUUUCUUGUGAUUUUUAUAGCAUUUUGGGUUGCUAUGAUUGUUAACUCCAGUUUUGGAUUUAAUAAAGGAAACCCUUUAAGGCUUACUUAUGGGCUGGACUACAAAGGAAAUGUGUGUGGGGAUAGGCAUGCAGGUCUUCGUGAAUUGGAGCUUAUGUAUUGGGUAAAUCCUAACCAGGUCUAUCUUAGUGGUUUAAAAGACAGUCAAUUCAAGUUGGCCAAUGCUCGGAGCAUAUGUCUAUUGGAUUGUCCCAUUCCAUCUGAAGAUGCACUCAAUUGGGUAUGUGAUUAUCCAGAGGGAGAUAUCCGUUUGUCAAUGGAUGAUUGGAUUGAUAGGAACUAUGAUUAUUUUGAGUUCCUUACUCCCGAAAUGAGAAACACUUCCCUUCAACUCCAGGGUCCUUGUUACCCUGUUAUAUUUCCUAGUGUGAAUGUUUUCUGGAGGUGUCAAUUUAUUGCUCACGCAUCAAAUGUCUCGAUGCGGCAUUGGCAGCAAAUGAAUGGAGUGAACAUCAACGAGGACAUUAUCAUAGACAAAUCCAUCCAUAAGUCCAUUAAUUCUCGGUCAUCGGUGUUGAAGAGAUACAUGGCUGAUAUUGGGAAGUCAUGGCCUGUUUUGAUUGUUUGUGGGGGGCUCUUGCCACUUUUUUUAUCAGUGAUUUGGCUGCUAAUGAUUCGGCACUUUGUUGCUGCAAUGCCUUGGAUAACAGUUGUUCUCUUUGAUCUUCUCAUAGUAUCAGUAACAAUGUUUUACUACUUGAAAGCUGGAUGGAUUGGGAAUGAUGCCAUCUCUCCCAUCAUUGGUGAGCAUGAUCCAUACUAUCAUGUAUCUGGACGGGAGCUAAAUCAUCUCCGUGGUGUUACUGUUCUAAUGACUUUUAUAAUGGUUGUUGCUAUCCUUACAUCAAUUGCCAUCGUGCGCCGCAUUCUUAUGGCAACAUCUGUUCUCAAGGUUGCUGCAAAGGUUAUAGGAGAAGUUCAAGCACUCAUAAUUUUCCCAGUUAUACCAUAUGCUGUGCUUGCAAUCUUUUAUAUGUUCUGGUUUUCAGCUGCUUUUCAUCUCUUUAGUUCGGGUGAGAUUGUCCAAAACAACUGCAACUCCAACUGUUGUGCCUAUGACCUUGGGUCAAAACGUGUUAAUUGUGAUCGUUGCUGUGGCUAUAGCAUCCAUUAUACUCCUCAUAUAGCAGUUGCCAUCUUUUUCCACUUGUUUGGGUGUUAUUGGGCUACACAAUUUUUUAUAGCAAGCUCUGCAACUGUGAUUGCUGGUUCUAUUGCCUCCUACUACUGGGCUCGUGGUGAGACAUCGGCAGAGAUCCCUUUUCUUCCAGUUUUUUCCUCUAUGAAGCGGCUUAUGCGUUACAGCCUUGGAUCUGUUGCCCUUGGCUCCCUGAUAGUGUCAUUUGUGGAAUCAAUUCGCUUUAUUCUUGAGUCUAUCCGUCGCAAACUGAAAGUUGCCAAUGCUACACCUGACAGCUGGAUAGGAAAGAUGGUGCACCACACUUCCCAGUUCUGUCUGAGAUGUGUUGAGUUGACUAUAAAAUCUGUCAACCGCAAUGCUUACAUAAUGAUAGCAAUAACAGGCAAAAGCUUCUGUAGGGCAUCUGCAAUUGCAACUGAAUUGAUCAUGAACAACAUUCUUAGGAUUGGGAAGGUGAAUGUGAUUGGAGAUGUUAUCCUAUUUCUUGGAAAGUUAUGUGUCAGCCUUUCAAGUGCGGUUUUCGCUUUCCUCAUGUUGGAUACCCACAAAUAUAGAUCUUCUCAUAACAAGAUAUCCUCCCCAUUGUUUCCUGUAAUGGUAUGCUGGGCUCUAGGUUAUGUAGUUGCAACCCUAUUCUUUGCAGUGGUGGAGAUGUCAAUUGAUACUAUCAUUCUUUCAUUCUGUCAGGAUUCUGAGGAGCACCAAGGGACAGCCCAGUAUGCUCCUCCACUUCUCAUUGAGACCCUCAAUGAUCAAAAUGAGACGCAGAGACUUACUCAAUGAUCGUGUGAAUGUAUAAGUUGCCUGUUUCACAUUUUCCUACUGAAAAUUUAUAAUCUUAUCAUAUUUCUUAGAGCAUUUAGUUAUAAAGAAAAGAAAAAUGAAAAGUCUGAUGCCUGUCCUACUUCCUUCCUCUGUUCCUUAUUA
Jatropha curcas is the source of this 2232-nucleotide messenger RNA. Its product is annotated as Plasma-membrane choline transporter family protein. Gene Ontology annotation, cellular component: membrane. Gene Ontology annotation, molecular function: transmembrane transporter activity. Lineage: Eukaryota; Viridiplantae; Streptophyta; Magnoliopsida; Malpighiales; Euphorbiaceae. The record is from RefSeq and is a predicted model, not a curated record. Gene Ontology annotation, biological process: transmembrane transport.